Messenger RNA from Fulvia fulva, 588 nucleotides. RefSeq lists its product as uncharacterized. The record is from RefSeq and is a predicted model, not a curated record. The coding region runs from base 1 to 588 and encodes 195 amino acids. Gene Ontology annotation, biological process: RNA processing. Lineage: Eukaryota; Fungi; Ascomycota; Dothideomycetes; Mycosphaerellales; Mycosphaerellaceae. The transcript has a single exon.
AUGGCUACCACAGCGCGGCUCAACUUUCUCGAUGAGGCUGCCGACUUGCUAGCAUUUUCAUCGCCAACGACUGCAGCCCAGCUGCACUCAACACGGCUCGAGCCGACACAGGAGGACGUAGUGAAAGCUCAGGUUGUUAAGAACGAUCGCCUCUGUGGAGGAUGUGGCGACUCUCUCAUACCAUGGUGGAACUGCUCCAUAAGGACCAAGAAGCGUACACGGCAAGAACGACUCAAUCAAGACAAAAGCACAAAAUUCACGACUGUGCAGUGCGCACGCUGCAAUAGCUUUACUAUGGUACGGCAAGUAAGACGUUCAACAGGCCGUCCUGUGCCGCAACAGCCCAUGGUCCAGCCUGCUACCGAGCGCAAGAAAGUGGUGGCGGUCCAGAAAGAUGAUCAGCCUACGCAGGGCUCGAUCACACCAUCGUCAACCCCGACAGAGUCUGCCGUCAAAAAGCGGAGUCGCAACAAGAAAUCUAGCCUGCAGUCUCUGCUUGCGGAUCGUAAAGCUGUGGAACCGAAGAAGGGUUCUGGUUUGGGACUGAUGGAUUUCAUGAAGACUUGGAAUUCCGUUCCCAUAGUCUAG